Molecule: messenger RNA, 2515 nt
Organism: Zeugodacus cucurbitae (melon fly)
Lineage: Eukaryota; Metazoa; Arthropoda; Insecta; Diptera; Tephritidae
Gene: Ca-beta
Product: voltage-dependent L-type calcium channel subunit beta-2
Exons: 10
Coding region: 592-2322 (576 amino acids)
Biological process (GO): calcium ion transmembrane transport; chemical synaptic transmission; regulation of voltage-gated calcium channel activity
Cellular component (GO): voltage-gated calcium channel complex
Molecular function (GO): high voltage-gated calcium channel activity; protein binding
Source: RefSeq, a predicted model, not a curated record
UACUACAGCCAAGAAAAAAAAUCAUGUUAAAUUCUUAAUUAUGGAUAUUUAAGUUAUUGUUUUCAAAAUGUUCUAAAAAUCAAUAAGAGGCGAAAGUGAAUAAAAUAUGUGAUAUAUCCAUUUAUAUGAAUAAUUCUUUCCUGAAAUAUUACACAUGCAACGACCCAAAACACACGGCUAAGUGGACAAUGGAGUGGUUUGAGGUCAACAACUUCAAUAUGGUGCAGUGGCCUCCGCAAUCCCCCGAUCAAAUUUCCAUAGAAAAUUGGUGGAAUACAGUGAAGUACAAUAAGAGGAAUAUUCCCAAGUGGCAAAGACAUUUUCGAUUUCCAGCUGCCAAAACCUAGUUUGUUCUAUGCCGAAGCGAUAACGAUUGUUGCAUUAGAUGCAUUGAAUAUCUUAAAUUAUAACUGUUAACAUUAAAAGUGAAGUGCUUUCAAUUUUAUCGAAUAUAUAAAAUAACAUUCGAUUGACAUCAAAAAAUAUUUCCGUGCAUAACUUAAUACUGUCACCAAAUUUGGUGGACAUUCAGUUGUUGUCUUUUAUAACAUCAAAAUAUCUUUCGAAGAAGAUUGUAGGGCCGAUAGGCCCAUGGUGCAGAGAGGACAGUCUACAGAUGCUCCGCUGGUUGCAUCAGGCCGUGAAGCUAGGUUUGGUCUAGGCCAUUCUAGUUACCAAAGUGGAUAUAAUAAAUUAUUUACCCAGAGUUCCGCCGAUUCAAACUAUUCUCAACCUUCAUCCGAUCUGUCGCUUGACGAUGAAAAGGAAACGCUUCGACGAGAAAGAGAACGGCAUGCUCUAAGCCAGCUGGAAAAAGCGAGAGGUAAACCUGUAGCUUUUGCAGUCCGGACGAAUGUUGCAUAUGAUGCUACUGUUGAUGAUGAUUCCCCAGUUCAAGGAAGUGCCGUGUCGUUUGAAAUAAGAGAAUUUCUUCACAUCAAAGAAAAGUAUGACAACAAUUGGUGGAUUGGAAGGUUGGUUAAAGAAGGUUGUGAUGUUGGGUUCAUACCAAGUCCAGUUAAGUUGGAGCAUAUUCGUAUGCAGAAUCAGACGAGACCAUCCAGGUUAUACGGCACGAAAUUGUCGUCAACAAAUAACGUUGGAACGGCGGACACAAUGCGAGGCAGUACUCCACCUACACCAGGUGAUGAAUCGGAUUCCUUGGGUGCGAAUCGUCAAGGAAAAACUACAAUUACAAAUACAUUAAAUAAAGACAAACGAAAGCCAUUUUUCAAAAAGCAAGAAACUGCUUCUCCUUACGACGUAGUACCAUCAAUGCGACCAGUUGUUUUGGUUGGACCUAGCCUUAAGGGAUAUGAAGUGACAGAUAUGAUGCAAAAGGCUCUUUUUGAUUUUUUAAAGCACCGGUUUGAAGGCAGAAUAAUAAUUACACGUGUAAUGGCUGACAUAUCUUUAGCAAAGAGGUCCAUUAUGAACAACCCCACGAAACGUGCAAUCAUGGAACGUUCAAGCAGUCGGUCUGAUUGCCUCACCAAGGUUCAAGAAGAAAUUGAACGUAUAUUUGAACUUGCGAGAACACUACAAUUAGUCGUUCUUGACUGCGAUACAAUAAACCAUCCUUCACAACUUGCGAAAACCUCAUUGGCACCUACUAUUGUAUAUUUAAAAAUAAGCAGUAGUAAGGUUCUUCAAAGGUUGAUUAAAUCGAGGGGGAAAUCACAAGCCAAAAAUCUUUCAGUUCAAAUGGUUGCUGCUGAAAAACUAGCACAAUGCCCCUCAGAGAUGUUUGAUGUGAUACUUGAUGAAAAUCAACUUGAGGAUGCAUGCGAGCAUAUUGCUGAAUACCUCGAAACUUACUGGAGGGCCACGCAUCCGGAUAUAACUGUAAUACCGCCCAUACCAAAAUCAAUGACGGCGCAAAAUACAUCACCAAUGACAGAUCAAAAUAGAUUUAAUUCAACAUCAACAGAAAAUUCAACAUUUCAACGCAGCCAACGACAAUACUAUGACCAUCAAUUAGAGGACGAUUUUGUUGACCCGCAGAAUGAACAAAUCAGAUAUGCCAGACCGGAGCGUGAAGUGAAGCUAUUACAGCAUAAUGAAAGAGAUUAUUUACAUUACAGAAAAGAUAAAAUAAAUUUCUUAGAACCAGAGGAAUCCUCUUACAUUAUUGACCAUCAUGCUUCACCCAAAAUGCAUUCCUCUGCUAUAACGCGUCCACUUCGAGGACGUUUUUCAGAAUCGGAUGGUACUCUGUCAACAUUACCAAACGUAAUGAAUGACAAUGGCAUGAUAGACCACGAUGAGUUUGGCACUAACAGAGUUGUUACUAGUGGAAGAAGAGUCCUAAAUGCUAUAUAGGAAUCAUGGAUAUAAGGUUGAUGAUGAACCUAACAAAUUUUAACAAGUUUAAGUUUAUAAGUAAAAUAAUCUUAUUGCGCAUGUAUCACUAUAUUUUCAACGGUAAAAAAGUAUAAAUGAAAUAAAUAUAAAUCAUAUACCGAUAUUCGAUGAAAGCAAAAUGUAAUAUUAAAAUAAAAUAUACUCUGAGAAA